CUACCGGCCGCUUGGAGCGCUCCUGGCGCCGAAGGCAACAAAAUCGAGGCGAAGUGUCGCGACUGUUAUAUUAGACUGUGACUCUAUCCGUGUCGUCGACCUCUCGAUAGCUACCAGCGAAUCGCUGUAGAUCGUCGUCUGGUGCUGCCCCUCAGUGACAAAAACGGCAGUCGACUAAGCGCGUCUUAUAAAUGCAGUUUUCGGUUAAAUCUCUGACAAUGGAGACUGUUGUGCUGUAUGAGAAGUAAUACGAAACCAACUUUAAUCCAUCUUUAUCGAAUUCACAGUGUUAUUAAAGAAACCGUUCUAGUGUCAACAGACACAAAACCAAAGGAAUGACUGCAAUAUCUGGAAUCUCAAGAAGUUUGCAUGUCACAGAAUAUCUGUUAUGGAAAGCUGAUAUUCUGUGUAAUCUACAGGGCUCCAAGGACCUUUCCUAGAUUUAAUUACACGAGUGUGCAUCUCUUUUACUGGAUAAUCACACCUUAAUACUAGUAAAUAUAGCUGAUUAAAUUCAGUACUUCGCAAAUUUUUAUCCACUUUGGCAGAAUGGAGCCUAGCACUGACUUUCAUUUUACCUGGGACAACCACCAGGCAACUUUAUUGACAGUUUUUGAUACUCUCUUGGCUAAUGAGAAACUAGCUGAUUGCACAGUCAGUGUUGAAGGAAAGUCCAUUAAGGCACACAAAGUAAUUCUUGCAGCCUGUAGUCCAUAUUUUGAACGGGUAUUUACUGAGAAUCAUGAGAAGCACCCCAUAAUUAUACUGCCAGACGUAAAGUUUCGGGUAAUGAAAGCUUUACUGGACUUCAUGUAUCAUGGGGAACUGAAUAUACAACAAGAUGACCUCGGAAGUGUGCUGAGGCUCUCAGAGUCCUUCCAGUUGAGGGGGCUAUCAGGUAAUGUGUACAUUAGUGACAUGCACACCCAGAGAGAUGACGGAGGAAGCCAGUUGCUUAUCUCUGCUGAAAAUCAGUCUUCGCAACCUACUAUUUUGUCAGUGUUUACACUAUGUUCUCAGGAAACUAGUGAAAUGGAAAUGAUGAAUUCAUUUGAGGAGGAUCCCCGUCCUCAUUCCUCGCAGAAAAAUAGCUGUGUGGAAACAGGUUCAGUUAUAAGAGCGAGUUGCAAUCACAAGAAGUUGGCUGUAUAUCGUAGUUCCGAUCGAGGCACAGGGUCGGCCUCAUUAAAUGAAGAAAUUAAUAUUGGUGUCGAAACAUUUCAGAUUUCUGAUGCAGAAGAAACAUUACCUUUACUUGCCACUGAGACUGACGAAUCUGACUGUUGUGCAAUUUCUGCCCAUCCUACAAAUAGCCAGUUGCAAGGGUCUGUUAAGAGAGCUAGAAAUACUGAGAGAGUCACAAAAGAAGAUUCUCUGGUGACUCUUAACUCUGCACUAACUCCGGGAGUAGCGUUUGAUCAGGUUACGUGCAGUGAAGGAACUAUAGGUCAAGUGGCCCAUGAAACAAAAUUUGCAGACCAAGUUGGUAAACACUUGAGAAUAUCACGCGGUGUUACACUCAGUGGUGGUGCUGAUGGUAAUGGCAGUGCUAAUCAUAGUGAUGUACGUAUGACAGUCGACUGCACAGUUAAAGAUGUUUCUGCCAGGAGAGGAAGAGCAGUAAAGCAUCAGCCAGUGCAGUCGCAGAAAAAGUGUAAGGGAAAGCGAUACACAAAAUUUAAAUGUUAUUCGUGUGGGAAGUCAUAUGUAAAUCGUAGUGGUCUGGUGAGGCAUUUCUUGUACGAAUGUGGAAAAGACCCUCAGUUUGAGUGUCCACGCUGCAAGCUGCGGUUUUUCAGAAGAGAUCAUUUGGGGAGACAUAUGUUAACUCGCCGUUGUCGAAGCUAUUUGCAGGUUGAAGAUAAACAUGAAUGAAAGUAAAUGUUGAUCAGUGUACAGGUAAAAAAAAAAAAAAAAAAAAAAAAAAAAACAGAUAA
This is a messenger RNA of Schistocerca nitens (vagrant locust), 1937 nucleotides long. RefSeq names its product zinc finger and BTB domain-containing protein 9-like. The transcript is spliced from 2 exons. The coding region runs from base 550 to 1875 and encodes 441 amino acids. Gene Ontology annotation, cellular component: nucleus. Lineage: Eukaryota; Metazoa; Arthropoda; Insecta; Orthoptera; Acrididae. Gene Ontology annotation, molecular function: protein binding. The record is from RefSeq and is a predicted model, not a curated record. Gene Ontology annotation, biological process: regulation of transcription by RNA polymerase II.